This is a messenger RNA of Platichthys flesus (European flounder), 4057 nucleotides long. RefSeq names its product integrin alpha-M-like. Lineage: Eukaryota; Metazoa; Chordata; Actinopteri; Pleuronectiformes; Pleuronectidae. Gene Ontology annotation, cellular component: integrin complex; external side of plasma membrane. The coding region runs from base 1 to 3114 and encodes 1037 amino acids. The record is from RefSeq and is a predicted model, not a curated record. Gene Ontology annotation, biological process: integrin-mediated signaling pathway; cell-matrix adhesion; cell-cell adhesion. The transcript is spliced from 28 exons. Gene Ontology annotation, molecular function: integrin binding.
AUGGCCGGGAUAUUUGCUGCUGCAGUCUUCAUUUCAGUGUUGAAUACGGCUCUAUGUUUCAAUAUCGACCCCGUGGCUUGGAAGACCUGGACCAGCUGUGCCGCAGGGUUUGGCUACCAGGUUGUGCAAAGACAGUCAGACGUGCUCAUCAGUGCUCCCCUUGAACAGUAUUCACCAUCGGGAAGGGGGAAAAUAUACAAGUGCACUGAUACCUGCACAAGUCUGACAUUUGCAGCGCCAGAAUUUGCAGUCAACAUGUCCCUUGGUUUGACAAUGAAGCAUGACCCCAUCUCACAAAACACUGUGGUGUGUGGCCCAACCAUCCCAAAGGAUUACAAAAGUAUCACCAUGUACAGCGGUGCAUGCUUCCAGAUCGAACGGGACGAUUGGUUUGGAUCCGCUGUGCCGUCGUCCUCUCCAGGAGGUUCCAGACCAAACGUGAAGAAGAUCCUGAUCGUCAUUACUGAUGGAAAAUCUGCUGGCAAAGAAGACUUGCCAUAUGCAAUACGCUUAGCUGAGAAUGCAAAGAUUGUUCGAUUUGCUAUUGGGGUGGGGGAAGCGUUCUCUUCCAAAGAGGCGAAACAGGAACUGGACCUCAUUGCAUCUUCGCUCUCGACAGAUCACGUGUUUCGAGUAGAGAGCUUUGACGCACUUGCAGCAAUAACAAAGAAUUUGCAGGACAAAAUCUUCUCUAUUGAGGGAUCUCAGUCCAGUGGAGAGACACUGAAAAUGGAAAUGGCUCAGGAGGGAUUCAGUGUGGCUUAUGUGCCAGGGGGAAUUCAAAUGGGCACUGUUGGCGCCAACCAGUGGAGAGGAGGCUACAUGGAAUACACAUUAUCAGGCCAGAAGCGGAGUUCUUAUGAGCCUUUGUCCAUGGAACAAGACAGUUAUCUGGGUUACUCCAUGACUAUCGCAAGAACCAGACAAGGCCAAUUGACGAUUGUUGGCGCUCCGAGAUAUAAACACAGAGGACUUGUGAUGGCAGUCCAGACGUAUCAGAUGAUAGAUCCCUUCGACUGGAAUUUUCAGACUGGUGAAUAUUUUGGGGCAGAGGUUCGAGCCAUGGAUGUGAACGCUGACGGAUACAGUGACCUAAUCCUCAUAUCUGCCCCGAUGUACAAGGAAGCUGAUAGAGAGGGAAGAGUGUACGUUUGUGGUUUAGCUGGUUCGAGGGUCGAGUGUCACUUCGAAUCUCCGCUAGUGCUGAGAGGGGUUGAGUCCGACCAGGCGAGGUUUGGCUCUUCUCUGGCUGUGCUGCCUGAUCUCAACUCAGAUGACCUCAGGGAGGUAGCAGUCGGUGCACCUCUGGAAAAUGAUGGUCAAGGCAGCAUCUACAUAUUCCACGGUGAAGGAGGAAGCAGAGUCAGUUCAACUUACUCACAGAGAAUUGCUGCCUCUGAAGUCCGGCAACAACUUAGAUUCUUCGGUAUGUCAAUCAGUGACUCAUCUUUUGACCGCAGUGGCGACAGUCUGCCUGACUUAGCAGUGGGGUCAAAGGGCACAGUUGUCUUACUCAGGUCACAGCCUGUGGUAAUGGUAGAGGCUACGAUGUCGUUCAACCCAAACCAGAUCCCUACAAAAAAACCAAUCUGCGAGAACCCACUGGAGAACACAGCUGAAAUUUGCUUUACCAUGACCAAACUUUCUACAGUUUCCACAGCUGGAGCAAAGAUCAAUUAUACUUUAACACUGGAUGCCACCCGCAAGGUCCCAAACAACAGAGCUUACAUCAACGGCAAACAACGAGAGAUGACCGGGUCAAUUGUCGUUAACUUACGAAGGCCAAAAUGCUUCCCAGUGAAAUUCUUUAUUCGGGCUUGUCCUCAGGAUGCUCUCUAUGUACUUAGAAAUGAGCUCAGAUUCACCUUUGACGGUAUUCCCUCUGCUGCAAACCUUAAACCAAGUCUUGCCCAGCAGGCUCAAACCACCACCUACCAUUCUUUGAAAUUCGAGAUCAACUGUGGCACUGACAACAAGUGUGUAGAUAACCUGAAAGUGGAUUUCAACUUCAACAGCUCCUCAGAGUUGAAGGUGGGCAUUGAUGAACUGUUGGACGUCACCGUAUCAGUGGAGAACCGAGAAGAAGACUCCGACAACAGCUACGUGAAACUUACGUACCCAGCUGGGCUCUCCUACAGGAAGUUCACAGGUCUGCAGGGAAGAAUCGAGUGCAACUCCUUGGACAGUGAAGAUGGCUUAUCGCGAGGAUUGACAACCUGCACUAUUAACAACCCCAUUUUCAAGAGCAACACUAAGGCUUUGUUCACCGUCUCCUAUGGGAUCGAAAGCAACAGACAAUUUGACAGGAAGAUUUUUAUCUCUGCAAAUGCUUCCAGUGAGAAUCAGGAACAUUCCACUUCAAGUGAACUUUACCAAAUUAAAUGGUUGGACGUGAAGUACAGUAUUUUGGUCACAUUGGAAAGCUCCCUCAGCUACAACAGCUUCACAUUUGGAAAGAACGAUUUGCUGAAACCUCAGAAGCAGUCAAUUGUGGUCACAAACAACAUCAGGGCGCUGAACUUCACGGUGGUGAUCAAGGUGCCAGUCAAGCUCGGCAAUAAAGACAUCUGGGUGGAUUCGAGCAGUUUGCAGAUUCCAGACUGCCAAAGAGACACAGACGAAGACCAUACUGUCACAGACUUUGUUGCUAAGAUAAAGAAGAAUAAUGUAGUGGACUGCUCUGUGGCCAGGUGCGGAGUGUUCAGGUGCAGUAGGUUCAUGGGACGACUGGAGAGUAAAAAGUACAAAAUCUCUGCCAACAUCAGUUCAGGAUGGAUAGAGCAGAUUGGACUCGACUCGGCAAAAUUCCUCUUGACCAGCACGGCUACUGUGGAGUAUGACACAAACCAGUACAUCUUCUUUUCUACAGAGUCUAAUAACAAGCCUCCGAUUCACAAGUUUGAAGCCGAGGUUGAAGUCUAUCCACAACCAGAUUUCACCAAAGAAAUCCUCUGGGGACGGCUGGGAGGGUUAGCUCUGAUGGCUUUACUCACUGCUGGCCUGUAUAAGGCUGGAUUUUUCAAGAGUAAAUACAAAGAAAUAAUGAAUGAGGCAAAAGCAGCAGCAGCAGCAGAACCAGGGGCUGAUGAACCUUUGGCCAUACCAGAACAAUAAACGUAAUUGGCACAUAUACCACUGCCAAGCCCCAACAGUCCUCUUACAUGCAAUCAAGCCGCAACAAUUUGUUGGUGCUGUAUUAUUCCUGCCAUCUAUCUGUGUUUCUUUGUGUUCUUUAGGUGGAAGUGAGAAAAACAAAAAGCACUUGGAUCUGCUGGCUUCUGCUUAUCAUGAAAACUGCUAAAAUGAAAUUUGCUUAUGAGCAGCUUCUCUUGCUAAACUGGAAUGAACAUGAAAAAACAUUUGUUUUAUGCUUCAUUCAUUUUUAUUUCAAGACUUGAUAUGACUUUUAAAAUGUGAUCAAGAAAUCAUGUAGACACUGCAGGAGAUGGCAAAUCACCAAUUGUCUCCUUUAAGAAUGACCCGAAUCUUGAGGUUUUGGCAAAUGACUGAAUAUCUGCCCGCACCGAUUUAUUCCCACUCAUUGUGACAACAGCCGCCUGGAACCAAGAGGAGUCUGAUUUCCAGAGCAGAGGGCUGCCCUGAUCCCCCUGCAAAGAGAAAAAGAGAAGUCAACAUCAGUCAGGUCCUGAUCUGAAACCUUCUUCCCUGCUAAGAAAAGCAAUUCGAUUUCAGAAACUCAGGUGGAUGGGAAGAUUUUUACCUCUUGAAGGUCUACGGCAUAAGUGCAAAUGUUGUCCGAAUCAGAAAUGCUCCCACAGUUUACCACUUGAGUCUCAAGGUCUCUCAGACUUGAGCCAGCUUUGUCAGCACCUUAAAAACACAGGAAUACAGUUUUUGUGAAUUAUCAGUCUAUGUCUUACACAUCAUGAAGCCUGACUCAUGUCAGUUAAAACUUAAAAUCCAAUUAAAACCAGGCCCUAUUCAGACCCGGUGUUAACAUCCAUUCUGAGAGGAUUGAUCACAAGUGCUUUAGCAUUCGUGCUGUGGCUUUUGUACGCAUCGAUUUUUUGUUAUAAAUAAAACUCCUUCAUAUCUG